AUGGCGAUGUACGUCCAAACCAUAGUCACACCAAUAAGCCAUAUCGCUAGCUCAGCAAAAGCUGCUGUUCCCGCCACGUCAACUUCCGUACUUCCAAUUCCCUACCCUGCCUCAACCGGGAUCGUUACGCCAUCCGCAACGGCAUUGGGUAGUGGUGGAACAUCAUCUUCAGCUACUUCGGCUCAAAGUGUCACCUACGCCAGUGGCUCACCCGUCUCGCCAACGCUACAGGAUGUUCAGGUUCCAUCCAUCGCACCCAACGCCAGUGUCGUCUCUUCUUCUACCUUGGUUUCUCCAGUCUCCAAUUCACCAGCUCCUCCGGUUUCUUCAACUUCGAGCACCUCACAAGGGUCGUCUUCUCCUUCCCCUUCACCGAGCGCGGCAUCACCAUUGGGCGGCAUUAUGCACGGCCAGGCUACAUCUUAUGAUGGUGGCGAUGUAGAUGGAACUUGUAUGUUUUCAACUGCGGGUUACAACCUUCCCGCGGGAAUUUAUGGCGCAGCUCUCUCAGUAGACAACUGGGAUACUUCUGCCUACUGUGGUGCUUGCGUAUCUGUAACUGGUCAAGAUGGAAAGUCAGUUAAGCUCAUGAUUGUCAAUCAGUGUCCUGGCGACUGCGGUUUGAACCACCUUGACCUACUGCCCAAUGGUUUCACCCAAUUGGCUGAUCUCAAAGUGGGACGUAUCGACGUGGACUGGGAGUUCGUCAAGUGCGAUAUCCCCAGUCCCCUCUACUUGAGCACCCAAUCCGGAUCAUCCAAGUACUGGUUUAGUAUGCAGGUCGUUAAUUCCAAUGUGCCAGUCAAAUCUCUUGAGGUUAGCACCGAUGGUGGCAAUACGUGGCAACCUACUACGCGGAGCGAGUACAACUUCUUCCAAAAUGCCAGUGGUUUUGGCGUUGAUUAUGUUGACGUGCGAAUUACCAGCGCCACAGGCGAGACGAUUAUCGUUAAGAAUGCCAAUUCUGCAGGAGAGACCCGAACUGACAGUACCUCAAAUUUUUCUUGA
This is a messenger RNA of Talaromyces amestolkiae, 1008 nucleotides long. RefSeq lists its product as uncharacterized. The record is from RefSeq and is a predicted model, not a curated record. The transcript has 2 exons. Bases 1 to 1008 code for a protein of 335 amino acids. NCBI's taxonomy places the organism in Eukaryota, Fungi, Ascomycota, Eurotiomycetes, Eurotiales, Trichocomaceae.